Mesorhabditis spiculigera is the source of this 1503-nucleotide messenger RNA. NCBI's taxonomy places the organism in Eukaryota, Metazoa, Nematoda, Chromadorea, Rhabditida, Rhabditidae. The record is from the annotation of a GenBank genome assembly.
AUGGCGGCACCCGAAAAAGAGCCGCUGCAGCCAAAAGAUGGAAAAGAAAAGGGGAACGCCCGGAAUGGAGGCGUCAAGUUGAAGCCGAACCCCGAGCGGACCGCCAACUUUUUGUCGCGCCUAUUCUUUUGGUAUAUCGGACCGUUGUUCAUAUACGGGUAUCGGCGCAACUUGGAGCCGAGCGACAUGUUCGAGCCGUUGCCAGAGCAGGAAAGUCGUGCCGCUACGGAAGAGUUAAGAAAAGGCUGGGAAAACGAGCAAAAAACGGCAAAAACGGCCGGCCGACCCCCGUCCUUGAUGAAAGCCAUGCUGCGAACCUAUCGGGGCUCGCUCUCUUGGUGUGGUUUACUCCUCUUCCUUGAAGAAGUCAUCAAACUCGUCCAGCCUCUCUUCAUGGGCCGCCUGAUCCGUUACUUCCGCUUCGAUCACCCGCUCACUGCUCAAGAUGCGUACAUCGCAGCCGCCGGCGUGGCAAUUACCAGCGCUUUGGUCGCUACUGUUCACCACCCGUAUUUCUAUGGCCUUCAGAAAAUUGGGCUGCGGGUCAAAGUGGCCGCUUCCGGAUUGGUGACGGAAAAGGGUUUUGGCUUGAGUAGCGCUGCCAUCCGCGACACUUCCGUAGGCCAUAUGGUGAACCUCCUAUCGACCGAUGUGACGAAAUACGAUAUGAGCUUCAUCUUUUUCCAUUACAUUUGGGUAUCCCCCUUAAUCGUAAUCGGCUACUCGAUCGUCAUCUACCAGCAGAUUGGCGUGGCUGCAAUUGCCGGUUUCGCCGCCUACUUCCUCCUGUUCCCAAUCCAGGGGUUGAUCUCGAAAAAGAUGGGGCAAUUUCGCCACGGCGUGGCAGCCCGCUCGGACAAACGUCUCUCCGUGAUGACGGAAAUCCUGGCCGGCAUCCGGUUGAUAAAAAUGUACUCGUGGGAAGACGCCUUCUCCGAUAUCGUCAAACACCUUCGACACAACGAGCUGCAAAUGAUCCGGAAGCAAGCCUCGUGCCAAGCCCUCCUGAUGGGACUCUUCUGGCCGAGCAGCAAGCUCGUCAUCCUCUUCGCGGCCAUCGCGUAUUUUGUCCAGGGAGAGCUGAUGCUCGCCGAACCCAUCUUUGUCGCGAGCGCCCUAUUCCACGCCUGCCGCCUGCCCGUCAUGCUUUUCCUGCCGCUAGGCAUCGCAAUGUUCCAAGAAGCCCGGGUGUCCACGCAAAGAAUUCAGGCGUUUCUGGCCCUCGAAGAUUUCCACCCAGUUGAGCGGAAGCCCGAGGGUCAUGACAAUAGCGAAAUCCCGAUGGAGCGGUUGGGCGCAAGUGCAGAACGCAAACCCUUGAUCAGAAAUGGCCAGUCCGAGCUCACCGAGCAGUGGUGUGAGUUGCAGCCAGACAACCCGAAAACGCUCGUCGAGUUGUCCAACUACUCAUCCUCUUGGGCAAGGCCGAAUGCGGACAUCUACCUGCUCGACGACCCGCUGUCGGCUGUUGAUGCUGCUGUAGGACGCUUCAUCUUUGACAAG